This is a messenger RNA of Solanum lycopersicum (tomato), 954 nucleotides long. Its product is annotated as Hop-interacting protein THI008. Gene Ontology annotation, biological process: regulation of DNA-templated transcription. The record is from RefSeq and is marked provisional. NCBI's taxonomy places the organism in Eukaryota, Viridiplantae, Streptophyta, Magnoliopsida, Solanales, Solanaceae. Gene Ontology annotation, molecular function: sequence-specific DNA binding; protein binding; zinc ion binding.
AUGUACAGAAGAGAAACAAUGACCGCAGCAGUACAGCGAGAAGGACAGCAACAGACUCAUUUCGCCGACGACGGUGACGACGAUGACGUUGACGUCGCCGGCGGUGGCGGUGGAGGAGGAAUGGAGUCCAUAGAAGACUCUUCUCAUCACAUUGGCUACGACCAUAACCACCACGGGCUCCACAACGGCACCGAUGGUACCAUAGCUACUACAGCGGCGGCGCUGAAUGGUGUAGAAGGCGUUCCGCAUAACUCUCUAUAUGUCCCUGGCUCGGAAAUGGUUGGGGGAGGAAGUAGCGAUCAGCUUACGCUGUCAUUUCGAGGCGAAGUGUUUGUGUAUGAUGCUGUUUCUCCUGAAAAGGUUCAGGCGGUGCUGCUGCUGUUGGGGGGAUAUGAAGUCCCUGCUGGCAUCCCUACUGUCAAUAUGGCUUCCCAGAGUCAUAGGGCUUCAAGUGAAGGUCCUGGAAGAUUGAAUCAACCACAACGGGCGGCUUCUUUGAGUCGUUUUAGGGAAAAAAGGAAAGAAAGAUGCUUUGAUAAAAAGAUCCGAUAUACUGUUCGGAAAGAAGUUGCACUUCGGAUGCAGCGAAAAAAGGGUCAGUUUACAUCUUCCAAGACAGUAUCUGAUGAAGCAGCUUCUUCUUCUGCAGAGGGGAAUGCAGGCUCUAGCCAAGAAGAACAGGAAACAUUAUGUAGACAUUGUGGAACUAGUUCGAAAUCCACUCCUAUGAUGCGCCGUGGACCAGCUGGCCCGAGGUCACUUUGCAAUGCAUGUGGACUUACAUGGGCCAAUAAGGGGAUUUUAAGAGAUCUUUCUAAAGUUUCAACUACAGGAGCUCAGGAGCUUUCUGUAAAAUCUAGCGAACAGAAUGGUGAAGCUGAUGGAUCAGAUGUUAUGGCGGCUGCUGGUAUAAUCACAUCAGAUGAUGAGAACAUGGUGCUUCCGUCUGAAUGA